CUUAUUGUCUGAGAUUCGACGAGAGGUUUGGUUAUUGUCCCUUGGAUUUGGAGUAUGAUUAUACGCCUCAUUGCUGUUAAAAAAUCUAUGGAAAAACAAGAAAAGUUGUUCAUAGCUGGGACAAAGUUCAGCCAGAGGGACGCCUUUAGAGAAUCCUGAUCUCUAAAAUAUCUGUCCCAAACUGCUCCUAUAAAGAUUUUGCAGGAACAUCUUGUCGUGUUCACGUUCACAAAUACAACGCUUGUGUUUUUGAAAAACACUGUGGAAAAUGGUUGGAUUCAGGCCUGCAGAUGUGCCACCUUCGGCAGCUGUAAAGUUUGUGGGAGCAGGAACUGCAGCCUGCAUCGCUGACCUGCUCACCUUUCCCUUAGACACAGCCAAAGUGCGACUGCAGAUCCAAGGAGAGACCAGAGGCUCUGCUGCUACAGGGAGCGGCUCUACGGUGAAGUAUCGAGGGGUGUUCGGCACCAUCGCCACCAUGGUGCGUACUGAGGGUCCUCUGAGUCUUUACAGUGGGCUGGUGGCAGGACUCCAGAGGCAGAUGAGCUUUGCGUCUGUCCGAAUUGGUCUCUACGACUCUGUUAAACAGUUCUACACUAAAGGCUCUGACCAUGUGGGCAUUGGGAGUCGGCUGCUGGCUGGAUCUACCACAGGUGCCUUGGCGGUUGCCAUUGCUCAGCCCACAGACGUGGUGAAAGUUCGCUUCCAGGCACAGGCCAGAUGUCUUGGCCGUGCCAGACGCUACUGUAGCACAGUGGAUGCUUACAAGACAAUUGCCAAGGAGGAAGGCAUUUGUGGUCUGUGGAAAGGCACAGCUCCAAACAUUGCACGUAACGCUAUUGUUAACUGCACAGAACUGGUGACCUAUGACUUCAUCAAGGAUAUGCUCCUUAGGUCCACGCAGCUGACAGAUAAUCUGCCCUGCCAUUUUGCAUCAGCCUUUGGUGCGGGGUUGUGCACAACAGUGAUCGCCUCCCCUGUUGAUGUGGUCAAGACAAGAUACAUGAACUCUGCUCUUGGCCAGUACAGCAGCGUUCUCAACUGUGCUGCUGCCAUGAUGACCAAUGAAGGCCCGCGUGCUUUUUACAAAGGGUUUAUCCCGUCUUUCUUACGCCUGGGGUCCUGGAACGUGGUCAUGUUUGUGACGUACGAGCAGCUGAAACGAGCAAUGAUGGCAGCGAAUCACAGCUGCAAAGCUUAUCUGUAAUCUCUACUGUCUCUCGAUGGGCUCGUGUUCGACCACACUCACAUUGUCUUUCAUUUUUGUUAUCUUCCAGCGUGUUUACAGAAAUAUUCUGACAUAGUGCAAAGUGCAAAUAAAAACAGAAAGACACGA
Messenger RNA from Maylandia zebra (zebra mbuna), 1336 nucleotides. RefSeq names its product dicarboxylate carrier UCP2. The record is from RefSeq and is a predicted model, not a curated record. NCBI's taxonomy places the organism in Eukaryota, Metazoa, Chordata, Actinopteri, Cichliformes, Cichlidae. Gene Ontology annotation, biological process: transmembrane transport.